AUGUUUAAUGGAGAAAGCAAAAACAGCAGGAAGAUUAACCUGAGUGGGAAGAAACAUGUAAUCCUCAACAAGGACUCCUUCAUCGAGAGGGCCAAAAAGGAGAAAGAGAUCCACCUCAACUUGACGAGGAGGAAAAACGCCUUUAAGAUUAUUGGCACUUAUGUAAGCUUUAAAAAAUGCCUUGAGAAAAGGAGAAACGAGAUUCAGAUUCUGAUCGGGAAGAGAAUCAGUGAUGUGAUGUUGUUGCAGAACCUAGUCGCGCCAGAUGUGUAUGAGAGAGCCUUGCGAAUAUGCCUCCAUGAAUUUUCACUGAGCUCCACCUUCUUGUACUCCAGUCGGAGUUGCUACUACUAUUAUAAGGGUAUGAACUUUGAGAGUCUGUACCCUCCUGUGAAACACCUCCUAGAUGUGGUGAAGCUGUAUGGCAAAGUGGGGCAACUGGAUGAACCCCAUUCGGUGGGGGAGGGAAAAAGUGAACAGGAUGGAAGGGGUUCUGCGCAGAUGGGGGGAAGUGAACCGGCAAAAGACACAAAUCGGAAGGAAGCAAUCCACGUUAGCAAUAAAUUCCUGUACAGGCAUAAAAAGGAAAUACAAAUUUUACUUAACCAUUUAGAUGUUCUCUUGGGAGAGUACCAUUUAUAUGGCGAAAAUAUAUAUGGAGAGUACCACUCGGGGAUGCGAAAUGUGAGGAGGUGUAGAGGUCAUUUGUUGAGUGGUAGCCAAGGGGGAGUUUCCUCCAGUGUGAAUGAUGAUCAACAUAAAAGAUACGACAAUGGGCAAGUGCUCUACAUGUACCACAUGUACAAUUUUAUUCUGAAUAAAUCCUUCUGUGCCCACAUGGAAAAGGAAAUGAACUCUCUGAAGGAGAAAAAAAUGGAGAGCAAACAACAUCCCUGUAAUGAUAAUAACGUAUUACAAUCACUUCAUAAAAUAAGUGAUUAUAUUAUUUUAACAAUGGAUGGGAUUAUACACAUAUUGAAAAAGUUACUUUUGUGUUAUACACCGAAGCAGAUUUCCAAGUGCAGCUCGACCAAGCUACUGAUUUACUUGUGUGAUCUUAUAUAUAUUUUUUUAUUAUCGCUGAAGAUGAAGGGACAUGAAAUAAAACAUGAAAAUGUAGAGGAGGUAAAAGGAAAAGUAAACGUACUUUUACAAUUUGUUUGUAUUAGUGUGGAUCAUCAUCUAAAGGAUUGCCAUUCUUUAUACAUAGCUUUUUUUAAGUAUUCAAUUUACGAAAUUUUUUCUACCCCUAUUGAUGUGAAGAAAGAACUUGGGAUGAUGAAACUGUUGCUCUUGAAAAUUGUUAAUAAGACUUAUGAACGACAUGAUAUGAAUAUUAUGCAGGAGUUGGUGUACUCAGAUGAGAAUCUUCUUCUCCAUUUGAACAAGUACCAUUUGUUUAAUCAUAUCUCCUUUGAUCAGAAGAAUAUAUCUGGGGUUAAUUUAUUUAAGAAUAUGCUUUUGUUUGUUCAUACGAAUGAAGCGCUGGUGCAGGAUAACGUUUUAAACAUCCUCCUGGAGGCCUACUUAUUCCUAUCGCUCAAGUAUCACCCUUAUGUGUAUAAAGUGGGGGGAGGGGGGACAAGAGACCGAAUUGAUAACAGCGUUGAGGGGGAUGAAGGGGUAGGCGGGGGUACUCACUGUGGAGGCGGAAAAGAUGACGAUGACGCGCAUACCGAUGAGCAGGGCGACUUGUCCUCCUCGUCUCCCCGCACCGGACUCUUCUGUAGCAACAGCAACAGCAACAGCAACAGCAACACGGAGCACAUUCAAACAGAGGACGUGGUAGGGAAGAAGAGAUCCACCUCCAUCGGUGGAGCCUCAUGGGAACAAUCAACUCCAAAUAAAAAGAAAGAAGUACACGCAGAUCUGUGGAAAUCAUAUAAGGGUCUCUCACACAUGGGCUUUUAUUACUCUAAAGGGGUAGUCGAUUCCUUAAUACAGAUUUGUAAGAAGGGUGGGUUUAGAAGGUUGGACGCACUGCUGUUCUUUCUUCUUCCCUUUAGAACCAUUCACAGGAGCAUCUUCCGUCGGUACAGGAACUACUACGAGUUUGUAAAAAAUGUGAGCAACCAGGAGUGCGUGAUUGCUGGCCGCAGAAGUGAAUUGAUUAAUUGGCGGAGAGCAACAGCCCAUGGUGGUAAUCGAAUUGGUGGAAAUGGCCUUGGUGACAAUAGAGGGGAGGAAGUAGUGGCCGGGAGCGGAAGUCUCACGAGGGGUGCUGCAGCUGGGUCACUCUUUGGAGAAGGGGCAAGCGCUUCGUGGAAUGGCCCAACGUACGGCUUGCUCCCCCAGACGAGGCCCCUCUCAAGGGAUCAACCGAUACAAAAAACAGCGUGGAGAACCCACAGGCAUAGACCCCUGUUCAGCUUGAAAAACCUCAUGAGGGCGAAGGGAAAAAGGGGCAAGAGGUCAUGUGAUGGGGAUCUUCUAAGUAAUGAUAUCAUAUUGAAGGUGAAAAAAAUCCUCAUUGAGCACGAUAUGCACAUCUACCUUGUGAGAGAAGUGUACUUAUUGUGGUUUACCAAUUGUAAAGCAAACGAUACCAUGUUCUUUAAGUACCUCUCCGCCUUCCCCUACUUCGAUCACACCAUUGUCUCCAUAUAUAUUUCCUCCCUCUGCUUCCUCCUCCACUACUACAUCGUGGCUAAUAUGUUUGUGAACUUGAUAAAUAUUCAAUCUUUUAAAGUGUGUAAAAAUUUUAUGACCACCGUGGCGUUUAAGAAGGUAUGCAAGCUGCUGCUAAUGUCCCUGUGGGUGAUGCUCAAGAAGUCCAUGUAUUCUAUUAAUUGCGAAGUGGUGAAUCGGCUAGCUUGUGAGGAGAAAGGGGUUGUGGGACGAGAUGGAGGAGAGGCAGGGGGAGAGGACACCGAGCUGGAGGACUUCACCGAAGCUAUCACUGAGGAGGACACGUACAACGAUGAGGAUGAGCAGUAUGAGCGGGAGAUGAAUAGGAGGGAGGAGAGGGCCAUAGAGGAGAUCGAGGGGGGGGCUGCCCAUCAGGCCGGUCGACACGUCAGCGAUGGACACGUCAGCGGUGGAGAGGACUUGUGUGAACCCCUACGCUGCUUCGAACAAAUCCCCAUCUCUGUCUAUGCAAAGGACGAGCCGUUUUUGCGAUCAAAUGGAGAAGGCCUAGCGGACUGCAAAGCGGAGGAUCUUUUGGAAGCGCUGGACUGUCUUAGCACAGGGGGUCCUUCCUCGGUGGAGAGAAUAUACCCGUCCAGUUCGCACCAUUUGAUGAGUCAAGGAAUGCAUUUCUCCACAUGCGACACGUAUGACGGGAUCGGAAUAGCCAACACGAAUCGCCUAAGUAGUAGCUUCAAAAGCAGCAUGCACAGUAGUCGAGGCGGUGAAGACGCGUCCGCAAUAAUCUCCGCCUUAAUAAGUUACAUGCUGUAUAAUCGGGACAGAAGAGGACUGAAUUAUAUAUUACCACUUUUAUUGAAGAAGUUAUACAAGGUGAAUGGGUACGUACAUUUGUUCGAGGAAGACUUCUUCGUCAUUAAGGAAACAAGUAGUUUGUUAAAGAAUCGGUUUAACAUAAUUGGGGACCAGAAUAACAGCGGAAGUGGGUCCAAUCAAAUGAGCAGUAGUAACACGGGUAGUGGUAACUACGAUACGGAAUCCCAUCUCUUCAUUGACAAAAAUGACGCCUAUCUGAAUUAUAAUGUUAAGCAUGUGAAUGAAUUGGCUAACUACCUGUUGAGGUUUACUCCCUUCACUCUCCCUUUUGACGAUCGCAUAUUAAUAUUUUAUAACAACAGGAACAAGUCCAAGGAGAGUAUCCGAGAUGAUAGCAGGUUCAGUUUAGUAGAUGUAAAGCACCACUUGAUUAGAAGAACACAUAUUGUGGAAGACGCCUUCAUAUUGCUUCACAUGCUAGAUGCUACUCAGGUGAAGCAAAAUAUUAGAGUCGCUUUUAUUGACCAUAAUGGUAAUGAAGAAACUGGCAUUGAUGGAGGAGGACUGUUUAAGGAAUUCAUGAUACUUUUAUGUCGAGAGAUUUUCCAUUCAAAAUUUUUUCUAUUCGAUUCUGUACACAAUGAUACCCUCUACCCGAAGAGAUUUCAUUCAAAUGAUAAUUUGAAUUUGUACACCUUUGCUGGGAAGGUAAUUGGGAAGGCCAUUUACGAGCGCAUACUAAUUGAAUCUGUUUUUAAUGAUGUGUUUUUAAGCUUCCUCCUGUGUGACGAUAUAGACUUGGAUGUGGACAUUGAUAUUAACGACUUAUAUUUCAUCGACCAGCAUGUGUUCAAAAGCUUGCUGUUCAUUCAGAACACCCCUCAUGUGGAGAACCUGUCACUUACGUUUUGUAUUUAUGAGGGGAAGAAACCCGAUGUGGGGGAUGUACAAAGGUAUGAGGAUAUCAUUAGUUAUUUUCAGGCCCUGGGGAAGCAGUUGUCUGCGGGGGCAGCAGCGGCAACUACUGGAGGAGCAACUACUGGAGGAAGAUUCGUUGGGGGAGGGAGCGGCCUGGGGAAUGGAAGCCGAGGAAACGUUGUGAGACGCUUCUUCUCUCACACGGGAGUCUCCCCUGAUCAUGACAACAUCAACAGCUUCUUCAACAUCAUUGACAAUUUGGACGCAUUAAUACACACGCUGGAUCGAAAUCUGUCUUCCCUUUCCCCGGUGCCUCUAGAAGACCAUGUGCCCGAAGUGAACACGACAGAGCGGUACCACGGGGGUGCCAACUACGACGCGGGGUCCCCCACCGUACAAACGCUGUUGCGACGGAACGAGCUGAAUUUGAGUCCGACCUCCAAUGGGGUGCUCUUGGGCUCACACGGGCAGGUCUUGCCGUACCCCCUGCGCAGCGCCAACGACCUCGAUUCGGAUGAUGCGGUAAAUGUGCGAACAGACGACGCGGCAGGUGUGAGCAUAGACGACGCGGCGGGUGCGCGCGUGGACGCGGCAGGUGUUCGAACAGACGACCUGGUGUGCAUCGACUUGAUUGAAAACGGAAGAAAUAUACCCGUGGACGACAAGAACAAAAAGCAAUACAUAAAAUUGUACAUAAAUUAUAAGUUUAAAAAAAUGGUGCGAAAAAAAACCCAGGCUUUUUUGAAAGGGCUCUCAGAAUUGAUCCCUACAAAGUGGCUCAAACUUUUUAAUGCUCAUGAGUUAAAGACUCUCAUUUCAGGAAACGAUAAAUGCUUUGACGUGGAUGAUUUAAGAAGAAACGUUGUUUAUGGUGGAGGCUACAAUGCAAAUAGCGAAACUGUGGUAAACCUGUAUCACAUUUUGAAAACGUUUUCUCCAAAGGAGAAGAGCCUGUUUCUUAUGUUUGUAACUAGCUGCUCUAGAUCCCCACUGCUUGGCUUCCAGGAACUCUACCCUAAGUUUUGUAUCUUUCGUGUUGUGGACCACACGAGACUGCCCACUGCCUCCACGUGCGUCAACCUGCUCAAGCUCCCAGACUACGCCUCGAGGGAAAUCCUGCGCAAAAACCUGCUCACAGCGAUAAGCGGCACGCAGGGCUUUGACCUCAGCUGA
Molecule: messenger RNA, 5496 nt
Organism: Plasmodium fragile
Lineage: Eukaryota; Apicomplexa; Aconoidasida; Haemosporida; Plasmodiidae
Exons: 1
Coding region: 1-5496 (1831 amino acids)
Biological process (GO): protein polyubiquitination; ubiquitin-dependent protein catabolic process
Molecular function (GO): ubiquitin protein ligase activity
Source: RefSeq, a predicted model, not a curated record